AUGUUAGACAGAAUAAAUAAUCUCUUCCCAGAUUUAAAUCCUAAAGAUAAUGUUCCAGAAGAAUUUUAUGAUAAACUAAUGAAUAUAGUAGAAAUAUUUGUAGAUGAAGAUUUAGAGAAAAAAUGGAAAAGACAGAAAGAUAUAACAAGCAAUAACAAUUAUUUACAACAUAUUAAUUUAACAUGUUCCUAUCAACAUGAAAAAUCUAGUUUAGCGGCAUGGGGUUAUUCAUCUAAUCUACCAAUGAAUUUGAGAAAGAUCCCUGAUCUCAAUGUUGCAAAAUACACUGAAAAUAAUUGGGAAUCUUUAAGACACGAAUGGGAACCUUAUGCAAAAAGAGAUGCCCUAAGUCUUGGAGCUUGUUUGAUGAAAUAUAACCAAGUAACGAAAGAAGUUGUAAACCAGAGUAUGUCCAAUAAUCUAAAGGCUCCAGCUUUAUCUUUUAAGGGUUGGUAUUAUUCAUAUGAUUACGAUAAAGAAAUGGUUGAAGAAGAAUGGUAUGAAACUACUAGAAUGGUGCCGCAACAUACAGAAAAAGAACAUAUAGAAAAAGUUUAUUCGCACACUAAUCCUUUUAUAAGACAUUUUAUCAGACGAUAG
Lottia gigantea (owl limpet) is the source of this 600-nucleotide messenger RNA. RefSeq lists its product as hypothetical. NCBI's taxonomy places the organism in Eukaryota, Metazoa, Mollusca, Gastropoda, Lottiidae. Bases 1 to 600 code for a protein of 199 amino acids. The record is from RefSeq and is a predicted model, not a curated record. The transcript has 2 exons.